UCCCGACUCCAGGACCCUUGCAUGGACUGUGCCCGGGCUGUCCUAGCAUAGAGACGCCCAAAGCCUCACUCACCCCCGCCCGGGUUGGGGGCCAUGGAUCGCCUCCCAGAGCUCGCCCUCUGCAGUCGGUGGCGAGUCCCACUGGUUCAGCCGGCAAAUGCUCCGGGGCGUUCACUAGGUGUGGGCCCAGCCACCAACCGGGGUCCGUCUCCUGGACAGUCACUGGACGCGUGCGGCGGGCAAGGCUCCCCGGCUUCCGCCCGUGCCCCAAGUCUUCCCGGGGGGCGGCGGCCGGCGCCUCUCACCCCGAAGGGGCGUCCGAGGCCUCGCAGCCAGGCCUCAGCCGUAGCCCCGGCCGGAGAAACCGUCGGCGGAGCGGUGUCCCGGCAGCCGCGGCGGGGGCGUGGUCCCCUCUCCGCUCCAGGAGAGGAGCUUUCCGCCGGGCUGAGGUCCCCGCGAGUGAGGCGGAAGUGGUAAGACUGACGUGUCCUGGGCUGCUCUGCAGAUCGCCGGGAGGGCCCCCCGCCGGGGGUGGGGGGUGGGGGGCGGGCUAGCCGAGCCUUGCGGGCUCUCCGGAGCUGGGCCGGCCUCCCGGCUGGAGAAAGCUCGUCGGGGAGCACCUCACUAAGCCGAGUGCGGCCGCAGCCUCUGUGAUCAGGCACCGCGGCGGACAACCCCGUGGAGGUCGGGCGUCAGGUCCUCUCCGGGCCGCCGCUAGCGCGCCGCUCUGGGGGAAACCCGGGCAGGAGCCCAAGGGCAGCUACGGGGCCGCAGAGGCCGCGGGCGCCGUCUCGGCCAGCCCUACCUGAGCUGUGAGGACCCCGCGGAUGCCGCGGGAAGGUGCUGGAGGUUUCACUGCCUUAAGGAUGACAGUCCUAGGGCACCCGCCGAGUUGGAGCUGCCAGUGGUUGCCAUUCCUGAUACUGCUGCUGGGCACAGGCCAUGAGCCAGGGGUGGAAGGUGUGACACACUACAAGGCCGGUGACCCCGUCAUUCUGUAUGUCAACAAAGUGGGACCCUACCACAACCCUCAGGAGACUUACCACUACUAUCAGCUUCCGGUCUGCUGCCCUGAGAAGAUCCGUCACAAAAGCCUUAGCCUGGGGGAAGUGCUGGAUGGGGACCGAAUGGCUGAGUCUUUGUACGAGAUCCGCUUUCGGGAGAAUGUGGAGAAGAGAAUUCUGUGCCACAUGCAGCUCAGUUCUGCACAGGUGGAGCAACUGCGCCAGGCCAUUGAGGAACUGUACUACUUUGAAUUUGUAGUGGACGACUUGCCAAUCCGCGGCUUUGUGGGCUACAUGGAGGAGAGUGGCUUCCUGCCUCACAGCCACAAGAUAGGGCUCUGGACUCAUUUGGAUUUCCACUUAGAAUUCCAUGGAGAUCGAAUUAUAUUUGCCAAUGUCUCGGUGCGGGAUGUCAAGCCCCACAGCUUAGAUGGGUUACGACCUGAUGAGUUCUUAGGCCUCACCCACACCUACAGCGUGCGCUGGUCUGAGACUUCAGUGGAGCGUCGGAGUGACAGGCGCCGUGGUGAUGAUGGUGGUUUCUUUCCCAGGACACUGGAGAUCCAUUGGUUGUCCAUCAUCAAUUCCAUGGUGCUUGUGUUUUUACUGGUGGGUUUUGUGGCUGUCAUUCUCAUGCGUGUGCUUCGAAACGACCUGGCUCGAUACAACUUGGAUGAGGAGACUACGUCUGCAGGUUCUGGUGAUGACUUUGACCAAGGUGACAAUGGCUGGAAGAUUAUCCAUACAGAUGUCUUCCGCUUCCCUCCGUACCGUGGUCUGCUCUGUGCUGUGCUUGGUGUGGGUGCCCAGUUCCUGGCCCUUGGCACUGGCAUUAUUGUCAUGGCACUGCUGGGCAUGUUCAAUGUGCACCGUCACGGGGCCAUUAACUCGGCAGCCAUCUUAUUGUAUGCCCUGACCUGCUGCAUCUCUGGCUACGUGUCCAGCCACUUCUACCGGCAGAUUGGAGGCGAGCGUUGGGUGUGGAACAUCAUUCUCACCACCAGCCUCUUCUCUGUGCCUUUCUUUCUGACGUGGAGUGUGGUGAACUCGGUGCACUGGGCUAAUGGUUCGACACAGGCUCUGCCAGCCACCACCAUCUUGCUGCUUCUGACGGUUUGGCUGCUGGUGGGUUUCCCCCUCACUGUCAUUGGAGGCAUCUUCGGGAAGAAUAAUGCUAGCCCCUUUGACGCACCUUGUCGCACCAAGAACAUCGCCCGGGAAAUCCCACCCCAGCCUUGGUACAAGUCUACGCUCAUCCACAUGACUGUUGGAGGCUUCCUGCCUUUCAGUGCCAUCUCCGUGGAGCUCUACUACAUCUUUGCCACAGUCUGGGGUCGGGAACAGUACACUCUGUACGGCAUCCUCUUCUUUGUCUUCGCCAUCCUGCUGAGCGUGGGGGCGUGCAUCUCCAUUGCGCUCACCUACUUCCAGCUGUCUGGGGAGGAUUACCGCUGGUGGUGGCGCUCUGUGCUGAGUGUUGGCUCCACUGGGCUCUUCAUCUUCCUCUACUCCGUUUUUUACUAUGCCCGGCGCUCCAACAUGUCAGGGGCCGUACAGACAGUAGAGUUUUUUGGCUACUCCUUACUCACAGGUUAUGUCUUCUUCCUCAUGCUCGGCACCAUCUCCUUUUUUUCUUCCCUAAAGUUCAUCCGUUAUAUCUAUGUUAACCUCAAGAUGGACUGAGUUUUGGGGGGCAAAACCAUUGCUCUUCUCUCCCAUUCUUCACGUCCAGAGGCCCAUUGAGCUCUCUCAACCAACGUCUCUUCUGAUUUAGUGACUGAAUUGUGAUGGCAUCGCUGCCUUCCCCUUUGCCCUUGGGGCCUCCCUUCCCCGCAGGGCCUGGAAAUUACAAAUCUCUAUUCUAUAAGGAGUAUAUAUUUGAACUUUUUAAGUUGCCUUUAGUUUGGGUCCUGAUUUUCCUUUUUACAAUUAUCAAAAUAAAAUUUAUUAA
Zalophus californianus (California sea lion) is the source of this 2955-nucleotide messenger RNA. RefSeq names its product transmembrane 9 superfamily member 1 (gene TM9SF1). Gene Ontology annotation, cellular component: membrane. Gene Ontology annotation, biological process: protein localization to membrane. The transcript is spliced from 6 exons. Bases 828 to 2687 code for a protein of 619 amino acids. The record is from RefSeq and is a predicted model, not a curated record. Lineage: Eukaryota; Metazoa; Chordata; Mammalia; Carnivora; Otariidae.